Messenger RNA from Dentiscutata erythropus, 753 nucleotides. The record is from the annotation of a GenBank genome assembly. Lineage: Eukaryota; Fungi; Glomeromycota; Glomeromycetes; Diversisporales; Gigasporaceae.
AUGGAAAAACUUAUAAACAAUGAGAGAGAGAAUGCUAUUACUAAUACUCCUCAGGACUACGUUUUUCUUUAUGAAGAGUGCUGGUCCUCUAAUCCGGAUAAUCGUCCAGAAGUAGAUGAAGUAUUGAAACGACUUAAAAAGUUUUCUGGCGAUGAACAAAGCAUCAAUGUAGUCAUUAUUAUCAAUAAUGAAAGACAUUUAUAUACAAUUAACGAUUUGGAUAAGUCAUUAAACUUGAAAGAAGUCCGACGACGAUUAUCAACCGAAAAGGAUUUUUUAUUGGGUCGACAAAAUAUCUAUUUUUAUGAUCGAUUAAAAGGAAAAAUAUCACGAGAUCAUGAGAAUAAUUAUACAAUUGAAAAAAUUUUAAUUUCUGAUGGUCCUGACAUUUCAUUUUGUAUUGAAAUUGACAAUUCAAAGCCAAGUUUUCCAAGAAUUGUACAACUAUUUGGUUUAGAUAAAGGGCGAAUAUUUGAUGAUGGAAUGAUGAAAAAAGUUGAAAAACAAGCAUAUAUCAUUAAAAAUCUUCAUGAGAAAGACAUCAAUAUUCAGAAUGAACAUUCCAUUAACAUUUGCGAGAAUAACAAUACUGUAUAUAAUAAGACAGUUUCUGUUAGUUUGUUACCGAAAGAUUUAUUACCGACUGAUGAAUAUAUUAAAGCUAUCGAAGAAGCAUUAGAUGACAGUAAGAGCUUUGAAGAACAAAGAAAAGCUUUGGAUCUAGUAGGAAAAGAAUAUGGCUAUUUCUGGUAA